Molecule: messenger RNA, 1778 nt
Organism: Effrenium voratum
Lineage: Eukaryota; Dinophyceae; Suessiales; Symbiodiniaceae
Source: the annotation of a GenBank genome assembly
GCGGUGCCAAACAGGUUCAGCUGGACUGGUGCGCAUUUCUGGUGCUGGAUACCGGCACCAGGGCAGACGUGCGCCUGACAGUGGCCGAUCUGGCUGGCAACCAUUUGGGCGCCUACUUUGGCAACAUCAAGCAGCUGGCGAGCUCUGAUCAGUUCCACAUUCGAACCCUGACGCUGGAGAACGUGCACGGGGCGGUGGCCAGCAUCACGGUGCACGCGGCAGCGCAGGUGCGGUGGACCACCGCCGCCGCGCCGGUCCGGGAGCGCGGGGCCCCGCCCUUCAUGGGGUGCUUCGCCGGCUGCCUGCCCCGGCCGGCCAUGGCCGACAUCGCGGGCGCGAGUUCGCGCGGCGCGACAGGCAGCGCAAGGCCCGUGACCUGCGCCCACGGCAAGGCCUCGGUGGUCUUUCCGCUGGCUCUGUCGGCCAACACGGCGCUCCGAGUGCUGGAGCAGCUGAGCACAAGCGCCGCCCUGGAGGUGGACGUGACGGGGUACACCACGGGCCUCACCACCGAGGCAGGCGCUGCCUCCGUGCGCUUCCGCCUUGCGCACCCGGCGCCGCAGGAGGUGGGGAACUACGCAGUGGCAGUGCAGGCUCCAGGCUUUGAGGGCUGGAUGGUGGGCCUGGGCAACGUCAAAGCGCUUUCUGCCGGACUGGGCGUGGAAGUGGUGGUCCUGGCCCGCGCCAGCAGCAACUACUCUGCCGUCACCUACCUGCCGGAGGAGGUGCUGCGGAGCCUUUGGCCCACAGCUUCGCGUGCGAGGCUCAAAGUCUUGGGCCCACGGCUCAUGGCGCCUUUGGCGGACUGCCCGGGGCAGUGGCUGAGGGACCGCCUGCUGAAGCUGGCGGACCACUUGGAGGACUUGGAUCCAGUGCCGAGGUCCCAGUCCGAGCUAUCGCAAGAGCUGCGGAGGGCGGGGCUGGUCUUCAGCGCCAAAGAGGAGACAGUGGGCAACGCUGACCGCGGCAAGCGCGUGAGCGAGGCAGAGCUCGGCAACCCGCCUGAUUCAGCGGUGGUGGCCGCGCUUGGCUCCUGCGAGUUUCUCACGGUCGGCGACGACGCGCAGUCCGCGCAUAUUUGGAAGUUUCUCUUCCCGAAUCGUCCCGUUCCUGCCGCAAAGAGUGCCGCAAAGAAAGAGCUCAAGCCGAUCUUGGAAGAGCCCGAAGCCGAGGUGGUGUCACCCAAGUCGGCGGCUUUGGCCGCGGCAGCCCAGGACGAAGAAGAGGAUGAAGAGGAAGAAGAGGAGGAGGAGGAGGAGGAAGAGGAGGAGGAGGAAGAAGAAGAAGAAGAAGACGAUGUGGAGGAAGACAAGCCGACCGAGGUUCCAGCAAGAGCAAGCAGCGCCACAGAAGAUGCUGCUCUUCAGGCAAGGCGAGAUGCAGAAGAGGCCAAAGAGCGCGAGGCCAAAGCGGCCAAAGAGCGUGAGGCCAGAGAGCGUGAGGCCAAAGAGCGCGAAGCCAAAGAGCGCGAAGCCAGAGAGCGCGAAGCCAGAGAGCGUGAAGCUAAAGCACGCGAGGCCAAAGAGCGCGAAGCGAAAGAGCGCGAAGCCAAAGAGCGUGAAGCCAGGGAACGUGAAGCCAGGGAACGCGAAGCCAGAGAGCGGGAGGCUGCCGAGCGCGAGGCUGCCGAGCGCGAGGCUGCCGAGAAAGAGGCCAGGCAACGAGAAGCGAAAGAGCAUGAAGCACGAGAGGAAGCUCGAAAGCGCGAAGAUGCCGAACGAGAAGCAAGACAAGUCGAAAGAAAGGAGAUACGCAUGCAUCGAGAUCUGGGAGGCUGA